GGGCGGGGGAGAGAAGGUGGUUCCGGGCUCAAGGACUCCGGCUGCUGCGUCGGCUCGCCUCUGAUCCACACCCUGAGUCCCAGGUCCUUCUCCUCUUCUGGUCCCAACACCUCUUCUCUCCUUGGCUAAGGAUUUCACACUCCAGACUCCAGCUCCCUCGUUCUAAGACUGGCAAUGGGGAUCCCUGAGCAGUUGCUGAUGGCAUCCUUAGCCAUGCUCUCUUUUUCAGCUUGGAAUCCAGCCCAGGGCUCUCCUGCCAUCUUUGGGCCUGUCUUUGAGGACCAGCCUGUCAGCUCUUUGUUCCCUGAGGAGUCAUCAGAAGAGAAGAUAGCCCUGGCCUGCCGUGCCCGGGCGAGCCCUCCAGCCACAUACAGAUGGAAGAUGAAUGGCACUGAGAUGAAGCUGGAGCAGGAUCCUCACUACCAGCUGGUUGGAGGCAACCUGGUCAUCAUGAAUCCCACCAAGGCCAGGGAUGCUGGUGUGUACCAGUGCCUGGCCUCUAACCCAGUGGGCACCGUGGUCAGCAGAGAGGCUGUGCUCCGCUUUGGCUUUUUGCAGGAAUUCUCCAAGGAGGAAAGAGAUCCUGUGAAAACCCAUGAGGGCUUGGGGGUGAUGUUGCCCUGCAACCCACCUGCCCACUACCCAGGUCUGUCCUACCGAUGGCUUCUCAAUGAGUUCCCCAAUUUCAUCCCAACUGAUGGGCGGCACUUUGUGUCCCAGACAACGGGAAACCUGUACAUCGCCCGGACAAAUGCCUCUGACCUGGGCAACUACUCCUGCCUGGCCACCAGCCACAUGGACUUCAUAACCAAGAGUGUCUUUAGCAAGUUUGCCCAACUCAACCUGGCUGCGGAAGACUCCCGUCCAUCUUCACCCAGCAUCAAGGCCAGAUUCCCCUUGGAGACCUAUGCUCUGGUUGGACAACAGGUCACCCUGGAGUGCUUUGCUUUUGGGAACCCAGUCCCUCGGAUCAAGUGGAGAAAACUGGAUGACUCACUGCCCCCACAAUGGGCCACUGCAGAGCCCACACUGCAGAUCCCCAGCGUCAGCUUCGAGGAUGAGGGCACCUACGAGUGUGAAGCAGAGAACUCCAAAGGGCGUGACACUGCCAAAGGCCGAAUCAUUGUGCAGGCUCAGCCCGAGUGGCUCAAGGUCAUCUCAGACACCGAGGCUGACAUUGGCUCCAAUCUGCACUGGGGCUGUGCAGCUGCUGGCAAGCCAAGGCCCACAGUUCGGUGGCUUCGAAAUGGGGAUCCCCUGUCCUCUCAGAACCGUAUGGAGAUUUCUGGUGGGGACCUGAAAUUCUCCAAGCUGGUCCUGGAGGACUCUGGCAUGUACCAGUGUGUGGCAGAAAACAAGCACGGUACCAUCUAUGCCAGUGCUGAAUUGGCAGUACAAGCUUUUGCUCCUGAUUUCCGGCUGAAUCCAGUAAGGCGUCUGAUCCCAGCUGCUCGAGGGGGAGAAGUUAUUAUCCCAUGCCAGCCCAAGUCAGCUCCAAAGUCCAUUGUGCUCUGGAGCAAAGGGACUGAAAUCUUAGUCAACAGUAGCAGAGUGACCAUUACUCCAGAUGGUACUUUGAUCCUUCGGAACAUCAGUCGGUCAGAUGAAGGGAAAUACACCUGCUUUGCAGAGAAUUUCAUGGGCAAAGCCAACAGCACUGGCAUCCUCUCUGUCCGAGAUGCCACCAAGAUCACCCUGGCACCAUCCAGCGCUGACAUUAAUCUGGGAGAGAACCUGACUCUGCAGUGCCAUGCCUCCCAUGACCCUACCAUGGACCUUACCUUCACCUGGGCCCUAGACGGCUUCCCCAUUGACUUGGAUAAAUCUGGCGGCCACUACCGGAGAGCCAGCUCGAAGGAAACCAUUGGGGACCUGACGAUUCUAAAUGCCCAGCUGCGCCAUGGUGGGAAGUAUACGUGUAUGGCCCAGACUGUAGUAGACAGCACAUCAGAGACUGCAACCCUCCUGGUUCGAGGUCCUCCAGGUCCCCCUGGUGGAAUAAUGGUGAGGGACAUCAGCAACACCACUGUCCAACUAACUUGGAGCCGAGGCUUUGACAACCAUAGCCCGAUCGCCAAGUAUAUCCUCCAAGCCCGAUCCCUGCCUGAUGGAAAAUGGAAGCAGGUCCGGACCAAUCCUGCCAAUAUUGAGGGGAAUGCAGAGACUGCUCAGGUGCUUGGCCUCACCCCCUGGAUGGACUAUGAGUUCCGGGUUUUUGCCAGCAACAUCCUAGGCACAGGGGAGCCCAGUGGACCCUCUAGUAAAAUCCGGACCAAGGAAUCAGCUCCCACGGUAGCACCGUCAGGACUCAGUGGAGGAGGUGGUGCCCCUGGUGAACUCAUUAUCAACUGGACGCCCAUUUUACGGGAAUACCAGAAUGGAGAAGGUUUUGGCUACCUUCUGUCCUUCCGGAGACAGGGCAGCUCAGAGUGGCAGAGGGCCAAGGUCCCUCAUGCCGAUGCACUGCACUUUGUUUACCGUAAUGAAAGCGUCCGGCCCUACACACCCUUUGAAGUCAAGAUCCGGGGAUACAACCGCCAGGGAGAGGGUCCUGAGAGCCUCACCACCACCGUGUACUCUGCUGAGGAAGAGCCCAGGGUGGCCCCUGCCAAAGUCAAGGCCAAGGGGGUUUUGUCCUCAGAGAUGGAUGUGAUGUGGGAACCAGUACAUCAGGACGACAUGAACGGAGUCCUUCUAGGGUACGAGAUCCGCUACUGGAAAGAUGGAGACAAAGAGGCAGCAGCUGACCGAGUGAGGACAGCAGGGCUCGACACGAGUGCCCGGGUCACUGGCCUGCAACCCAAUACCAAGUACCAUGUGACAGUUCGGGCCUACAACAGAGCAGGCACUGGGCCUGCCAGUCCCUCCACCAAUGCCACCACCAUGAAGCCCCCUCCCAGACGACCCCCGAGUAAUAUCUCCUGGACACUCUCCAGUUCCAGCCUCAGCAUUAAGUGGGACCCUGUCAUCCCUCAACGAAAUGAGUCUUCAGUCACUGGCUACAAGAUGCUGUACCGGAACGACUUGCACUCCGCCCCCAUACUCCAUUUGGCCAACAAGAACUGGAUUGAAAUCUCCGUCCCUGAGGACUCCAGCCAUGCUCUAGUGCAGAUUCGGGCCACAGGACCGGGAGGUGAUGGGAUCCCAGCUGAGGUUCACAUCGUGAGGAAUGGAGGCACAAGUAUGAUGGUGGAGAACUCAGCAGCCUGUCUGGCCCCGCACCUGGGCACCAUCCUCUCCCAUUCCCUGGCGAUGCUGGCCCUCCUUGACUACUUGGAGCUCUGAUCCUGGCCUCAUGGUCCCCGCUCCCACCCCAGACCUGGACAACAGGACAGAUACCUGGGGAUGAACAGAGCCAGCUGGCCCCUGGCACACUCUCCCCAUGCUAAGGACCUCAACAAUUAUAUGCCCAAGAGGAUUGGUUUAAACAGCAACUUUAAACAAUACCCUUUUUCUUAGGAGGUAGGACGUUUUGUAUUGCCAGGGACUGGAACCCAAGAAAGGAUUUUUUUCCCCUUUAUAAACCAGGAGGAAACAGGCAUAAAAAUCCAUGAAAAAUAUUGAGCCCAGUAUCCUCGUGACCCAUGAUCACUGGGGUUUCUGGAUGGAAAGAACUAAAUGGACAUAAGGAUGGGGAGUUUUGAUACGUGUUCUUUGGACCAAUAGAGAUGGCAACUUUUAGGGACCCUGGGUAUAUCUGGAUCCUGCUCCCUUGAAGCAGAGGGGUUCAGACAUGCCCAGCCCCCUUGAUACAGGCCAAGAUGGAUCUAGGGCUGAAGAAGUGGACCUGGAAAGCCUGAUACAAACAUUCCUCAGCCAAAGGAGGGGGACAGCAAGGGGGCCAAGGACUGCUCACCCCUAGUCUAUGGGGGGAUUGAUAUCACCUUUGGCAUUUCCUCAUCUUUCCAAGCAGCUAAGAGAAAGAACUGCAAAUCCCCCAAUUCUAGGAACUGCAGGAUCCAAAGGGCGUUCCCAGUAACGAGGGGGGGACGGAGGCAGGAAGAAGACAUUCAAAACUGACCAAAGGUUGCAGCUGCUGGGAGAAUGAUCUCAGCCAAAAGGCAACCCCAGAUUAAAAUGAAGCUGCCCCUGGGGUCAAAACACCCCAGCUAUUACAUUCAGGAGUCCAUACAGACAAAGCCAACUGGCUGAGCUUGAGAAGAUUGCAUGACCAAGGGCUCCAUCUUGGGGAAGUGCCCACCCCAUGUCCUGUUCUAGGAGUGAGCACCGGAGCCUGACAACUCUGCCUCAGUUUCCUCCCCUUCUCUUUCUCCCAGUAAAUCCUAAGGCCCUUCCUUAUAAAUAUUUAGUUUCCUGCCUUGUGGGAAGGAUCUUUUCCUCUUCCCUUUCCUCUGCUGGGCUCAGAGCUCUAGCCAGGAGGUUUUUGGAAGGAUUAGCUCCCAGUAUUCUAGAGUCAGGAAUCAGACUGAUGGGUGCAGAGGAUGUAUGCCAGAAGUCACUUUGCCAGGCAUGUCCAUCCCUCCCUUCACGUUGCCAGCCUUUGUGUUAUCUUGGAGUGAGUGAGGCUGCAAUCGAAGGGGAGUGCUCCAGGGAGUGUUAGAAAUAGGCUGUAGCCUAAUGAGUGGAAGGAGAAAAGCAGAUUUAACUCCUCUGGGCCUCAGUUUCCCCAUCUGUCAUAAGAGGAGUUUGAAUUAGAUGACUUCUAGCGUCUCCAGCUACAACUGCAGCUACAACAAUUUCAAAAAUCUGGCAAAUGGGCAAAGGGUAGUUGAGGGGAGUGGUUGGUACCUUUUCUGAAGCUCCCUGCUAGGGCCCAGCAACUGGGUCCCCAGUCACUCAGGGGGCUGCUUCAGCCUCUCUACCCCUGCCUGUAUGAGCGCAUCCAUAAGGACAUCCUGGUCCAUAAUCCUCCAAUGUAGACCUUCUUUGAAGCCAGCCAUCCUUCCUUCCCUUCCCUUCCCUCACCCUCUCCUCUGAGGUCAGCUGAGAAAGGGGCCCAGUACCAAGACACUGAUUUGGCCCAGCCCAGCCAUACCCCCAUGCCUCUCCCUGAUGCACAGGGCCUGCCAUUUUGGAGGUCACAGGCCUCACUGAGGCUUACUCACUGUGGCCCGUUUUCUCUGAGGGUUUGUAUCUAUUCUGUAGUUAUUACAGUGAGAUUUCUAUUUUAGUAUCAUUUUUAUAUAUUUUUAGGUCCUGCUCGAUUUUCAGGGCAGGUCUGCAUUCCUUCUGCUAAUGACAGCUUUUUUCGGUGAACUCACCCCACUCUGUUCCUUGAGAGGCAGGCAGAAUUAGUGGAGAAUCUGAUGCCCCUCCCUCCCCAUAAGCCCCUCACCCCACCUACCAAUGUGGUAGGAUUGUGGGUUUCAGAUCAGCUGAAAGGGAGGUAGAGGAAGCCUCUAUACGGCUUAUCAACUGAAAGCAGGGGUAGCCAGCCCCCUGAAUGGAUGCUUCCCCCUCCCAAUCAUCUGGGUGACUUUUGGCCAGUGGCUAAACUCUCUACUUUCAUCUCUCCCUCAGAAAAAAAAAGGAGCUGGAGGCAGGAUGUUUGCUUGGGGACUGGAGAGAGCUUGAGGUGGGGGGGCUGCCUCAUAUAUGCAGACCAGAGUUCAUUUCUCCCUCUCUUCUCUCAUUGCCUGUAGGAACUGUGGCAUAGGAAGCCAGAGGGAAACAGGUUCAGCCCUCAAGCAAUAGGCAAAGAUGAGCAGGGGCUUUCUGACCCAGGAAUCAGCUGUGCUCUCAGGCUGAAGGCUGAAAUGCAGGGGGCCUGCCCCAGGCAAGCAGCUCUGAAACCCCCCUCCUUAAAGAGGCCUUGGAGAAGAGGGAAGCGGCUGUGGGGCAGAACUGUUACUUUGUGGGUGUGUGUGUGUGUGUUAUGUUGACUAUUUGGGGGCUUAUCCCAGGAAAACCUCACCAUGUCUAAAGUAAAAGACCAGUUAAGUCCCUAACAUCGGACCUUUGUCUUCAGCAUACCAUACCUCUGAAGGCCAGGGGAACAAUGGGGAACUUUUGGGAAGGGAUUUAAACCAAGCAAAGGAGGCCGAGGAAAUCGGCUGGGACGCAGAGGGACAUGGAGACUGCCGUGGGCGGAUGCAGAGUGGACCAUUGCCUCAGAUGCUGCAACAGGUGGCCAAGGCAGGUUAUGGACUCUUCAUUCACUGGGAGCCCUACAGAAUGGGAUGGCUUGCAAUGGAUCUUGCCAAGAGUCAGAGGAGUCCCUUCUGGACCAAGGGGCCUCUGAUUAUUUGCUUCCAGGGAAUCCAUCGGUAGUUUCUACCCAACCAGUCUGGGAAGGACAGACCUAGGGAGCGGUGCCUUUUAGCUCCCCCUGGCUCAGAUUUCCACAACCCGCAGCCCCAGCUCUAUUCCAUGUCAGAAGUUUCCCCUCCUCUCCCCCCCCCC
This is a messenger RNA of Vombatus ursinus (common wombat), 6363 nucleotides long. RefSeq names its product contactin 2 (gene CNTN2). NCBI's taxonomy places the organism in Eukaryota, Metazoa, Chordata, Mammalia, Diprotodontia, Vombatidae. Gene Ontology annotation, molecular function: cell-cell adhesion mediator activity. Bases 175 to 3285 code for a protein of 1036 amino acids. The transcript is spliced from 23 exons. The record is from RefSeq and is a predicted model, not a curated record. Gene Ontology annotation, biological process: brain development; cell-cell adhesion.